Messenger RNA from Vespula pensylvanica (western yellowjacket), 3513 nucleotides. It is a transcript of the gene stum, whose product is annotated as protein stum. The transcript is spliced from 9 exons. The record is from RefSeq and is a predicted model, not a curated record. Gene Ontology annotation, biological process: taxis; proprioception; sensory perception of mechanical stimulus. Gene Ontology annotation, cellular component: sensory dendrite. NCBI's taxonomy places the organism in Eukaryota, Metazoa, Arthropoda, Insecta, Hymenoptera, Vespidae. The coding region runs from base 185 to 3421 and encodes 1078 amino acids.
CUCUCUGUCUCUCUCUCUGUCUCUCUCUUUCUUUGUCACUUUCCCCCUCUUCUCCGUCCGCGCGUUGUUGCUUCGACGACCAUCGAUGUCAGGGGUCAGAUGAUGAAAAUUUCUUUUCUCCGCCUGGUAGCCAGGUGAGAGUAAAAACGUCAGCAUCUAUGAAGGACACGUGGGAUCAGCUAAGAUGAGACGCUUCGACGAUGUCCGUGGUACCCGUAAAACUGGAGCGUCGCCUCCAUUUCGUGUUCUCACGACACGAGAUUCUUCCUAUCUCGGCUCGUCGUCGUCGUCAUCGUCGAUCAUACCACAACCAAGAUCGACGACAUCACCAAAAAUACAACUACCAGCUCAACCACCAACACCGCCACCACCAACCGCACCAGAACCUUACAAAUUGGUGCCAGCUGGUACAGCCCUUGGUAGGGCCCAUCGUCGUUCCAGUUUCGUGAUAAUCGCUGAAAGUAGACCAGCCACACCGGAAUCAAGGAGUGUCUCGCCUACUCAACCACCAGGAAGAGUUUCACCGUUUCGAGGUCGUGGUUUCAAGGGUCCACCACCUAGAUCAAGACCAGAUUCACCGGAUGAUUAUCUCGAUCUAAGAAGAAGCCAUCGAAGAAACGUUCGAAAUGAUUCGAGAGCAUCUCAACAGAGCAGUCCGAGAAAGAGUUUGAUACCUCAACCAACCCGACGGCGAUCGGUUUCUCUUAGCAAAACAACAGAUGACAGAGUAUCGCCAAACAUUGGACGUCGAGGUGACAAGAAAAAUUGGUUGAGCGUUCAUGGCAGUAUCGAUAAUAUCAAUGAAGGACGUAGAAAUAAUCUUUUGAACGAUUCAUCCAGAUCGAGACGUGAUCGAGCAGUAAUCAGAACACCAUCGAAACUAUCACCGAUUCGUGGCACACCAACGAAAGUUGACAAAUCAAAUAUACGGGCAACAUCAACGAGAGAUCCUAAAAAUGUUAAAAAUCUUCAACGGAAUACAACGACGAUGGUCACGCCCGUUUCACGUUUCAUAUCACCACCGAAAAACAAUCAAAAAAGAGAGAGAUUCAUAACAACCGAUGACAACGUGACAUCCUCCAAAAUAUCUAGAAUACCUUUGAAAAACAAUGGAUCCAAAGUUUCGUCAAGUGUCAGCAUGCCCGAGAUGUCGAGAAACAAGGAAAUCAAUGAUAAUGAGAAAAACGGUCAAACAGAAGGUACGAUUAAUGUAAACAACAACGAACGAACAGGUAAUGGUAACGUAAACAAUCAAAUUGGUCUGGCGGAUCUUUUGAAAAGGACAUCUGGUGUAACUGGUACGUCAAGUGUCGUUAAUACGACAACGACUACAGCGGUGCAACCAUUACGUAUCGAUAAUUCAAGAAUUCCAAUAGAUGUGACGAAAAUCGAAGGACAGUUUGUCGACGUAUCAAGAAAAUCCGAAUCGUCCUUUUCGAAAAACGGGGAUACGAACGGUAAAUCGAGACUGUUAAGUGGCCAAAACCAUGAUGAUAAAAAUACGCGAAAAAGAAAUGCGGUUUAUAGUACACCAACGAAAACGAACAACGAACGUUAUUCAACAACGAACAAGGAAGGUGCUAGUGAUUCAUCGGGUAACUCGAACAAUGCCAUUAAAUCUCGUUUGAAUAGCGCACGAACUAAUAGGGGUUAUAAUCGUACAACCAGCCGUGAACGUUUCGACGUUUCGAAGGAGAACGACUCUGCUAGUUCGAAGGGUUCUAUUAUGAGAAAUUCAAAGAAUCCAAAGUCAAACAAACGAUCAAAUUUCGUCGACGAACUUUCACCGGUUUCGAAUAAUUCCAUGUUAGAAUACGGUACAAACGAAAUCGACAUCGUACAAAUAACCGAUUCGGAUAAAAACAUUAACGAUGGAAAAUCUAUAACAAGUAACGACGUUAUCGUCACGAAUACGAUCGGCGGUACGAUUAAUAAUAAAACGAUAGCCGAUGGUAACUCGUCUUCAUCGAGAUCUAACAAGGUUAUUGGAAAUAGAGUAAUAACUGAGGCAACCGUUGAAACUGAAACGAGGCAAAAUGUUAUUGACCAAGGGCAAAAUGUUUUGGUUUCGUCGAACGAAACGGAAAGAAUAUCUGGAACGAUGUCGUCAUUGAAAACAAACGCUAAAGGUAACGAGAUAAUAACUAAUACUAUGACGACUACAACGACAACAACGACUAUGUCACGAACCAAUGGCAUUUCUGUGAACUCCAUUGGUGAUUCUGGCGCAAUCGGGAACGUUCCUUUAAAAACUAUUCAUACACGAAAUAAUGAGAAUCAAGGAAAUGGAAAUACACCGAAAAGGUCAUUGACCCAACUUUCUACAGGGUCUAACGAUAGUGAACGAUCUACCGAUACCGGGGUCAGUGUUGAUACCGUCAAAGGAGUUUCCUCGCCAAGAGUGAAAAGGGGAAUGCAUGUGGUCAAACGACCGGAUGAGAUCGAGACGUUGAGCGGAAACGUGAUGAGACCGGAACAAAAUGGCGAACCAACGGCGUUGCAGACAGCAGGUGAACUCACCUCGGAGGAAGAUAGACCAAGUGCCGACAAGCCCCUUAGUCGAUGGAGAAGGACCUUGGGCCGUUAUUACGAACGUUUUCCAAGUAUGAAGUGUCUGGCCUGUCGACGUAAUUCUAAGAUCCUCUCGUGGUCUAGAAAGAGGGAAACGGUGGCUAUGGGAAACGAAACGGAAACGAGACACGACGUUGCUGAUGAGAUACCGAUCGAUUGUUGGUCCAGGUUCAAGAAAAGAUGCAGAUGUCCACGUCCUAAAGGAAUUAGAUGCUGUGCAAGAAGAGAUAGAGUCGCACCGGAUGAGCCUAAUAUUUGUUUUCCGCCGGAGAGAAGAUUAUCCGCCCUUUGCCAACGGCUUUUUGCCAGCUGCAAAUGUAAAUGUGCGGAUGUACAACGCACAAGAGAUAUACGUGCCAAGCCCAGUCUAACUAGUGUCGCGCCCCCUCCACUUUCUGAGGAGCCAAAGGCCAAGAUACCCGACGUUUUGGUGGAGCACAACUCUUUGAUGCGAGGUGCCAUUCCUUGUAUGCCAGUUCCACUAGCUUGGUUUUGUCUUAUAUGGAACGUCUUGCUACCUGGUACAGGCACAGUUUGGAGCGGACUAUUUAAUCUUUGCACUGGUCAGCCAAGAUUUUCAGCCGUGGCCGGUUUAAAGGCAAGAUUCGGUGCGUUUGUCGUUAAUCUUAUAGUAGGUGUGAGCCAAUUAUUCACAGUACUAUUUUGUCUUGUUGGAUGGGGUUGGAGCGUUUGGUGGGGUGUAACGAUGGUUCGUUUGGCAAGAAAGUACAAAAGAUAUAAAGCUUCUGAAGCUGCAAAUGGUGAUCCCGAAGCAAGAACAGGCGAAGGAUCUGGCAUAUCACCUGGACUACCCAGUCAAUCAUUGAGAGGAAUCGAAAGAGCACGUUGAACUAUCGAUUUAGUAACUUUUCCUGGCUUUACUUCCUCCAAACGUGAACGUUCGUUCUUUGAAAAAGAUCGAUUAAAUGGUAUAUAGUUUUU